Python bivittatus (Burmese python) is the source of this 1668-nucleotide messenger RNA. RefSeq names its product uroporphyrinogen III synthase (gene UROS). Lineage: Eukaryota; Metazoa; Chordata; Lepidosauria; Squamata; Pythonidae. The record is from RefSeq and is a predicted model, not a curated record. Gene Ontology annotation, cellular component: cytosol. Gene Ontology annotation, molecular function: uroporphyrinogen-III synthase activity. Gene Ontology annotation, biological process: uroporphyrinogen III biosynthetic process.
CUUGGCUUCUGCCUUGGUUUAGCGGAGCCUCCGGAUACCAGCUAUAAAAAUCCGCACGACCGCUCGCGGGUUGCGGAAGCCUUUAAUGCCUAGUUGCCAGCAAGCGGCUGUUCGCGUUUUGCAUCCCGAAUGCAGUAAGCCUGCUGCACGUGCAUGUUUAAAUACACCUUACUGGCACACGCAGGCAUUUCACAAGUAUACAAUGAAAGUGUUGUUACUGAAGGAUCCAAAGGAAAGUGAUGGUGGACCAGAUUCAUAUAUAAAUGAACUGGGUUCACAUGGACUCAAAGCAACUUUGAUCCCAGUUUUAACGUUUGAAUUUAUUUCUCUUCAAACUUUCUUUGAAAAACUUCUUCAUCCUGAACAAUAUCAUGGAUUAAUUUUUACCAGUCCAAGAGCAGUAGAAGCUGUUAGAUUAUGCCUAGUGGAUAGUUGUAAAAAAGAAGCUUGGAAGAAUUAUCUGAGAAAAGAAUGGAAUACUAAAUCUGUUUAUGUGGUAGGGAAAGCUACUGCUGGACUAGUAACUGAAAUAGGUCUCAAACCACAAGGAGAAGACUGUGGAAAUGCCGAGAAACUAGCAGGAUUAAUUUGCUCCCGAGAGUCAUCCAAUUCAUUGCCUCUACUUUUUCCAUGUGGUGCUCUAAAAAGGGAAACACUUCCAACAAUGCUCAAGGACAAAGAUAUUGCAUUGGAAUCUGUUACUGUUUAUCAAAGCAGUCAACAUCCUGACCUCCAAGAAUCCUUGAAGAAUUACUUCUCGCAAGAGGGUGUUCCUGCUAGUGUUACUUUCUUCAGUCCUUCUGGUGUUAAAUACUGUCUGAAGCAAAUUUUGAAAUUGUCAGGUGAUCUCAUUUCCCAAAUUAAGUUUGCUGCUAUAGGUCCAACAACAGCUGAAGCUCUUGUAGCUGAAGGAAUCUUAGUAAGCUGUACAGCCAGUAGCCCUACCCCCCAGGAUCUUGCUACUGGACUUAGAAGAUGUCUCCAGCUGUAAGACAUUUGAAGACUAUGUAAUUUGCAGUAAUAUUUCUAAAAUUAAAGAUACCUCUUUAAUAUGUAAUGUUGGGUUACUGCUAGCAAUCAUUGGAAGUAUACAUCUCUGAUUUGUAAGAUGUUUUGAACACUUUUAUAUUGUAUUAACAGCAGUGAUAAAUACUGCUACACGCUAACUUGGAUUAUAUGACACGUAUUCUAACUAAUGAAAACUAAUGAUUCACAAAAUUCUGAAUCAUAGCUUCAAAUAAUGCUUUUACAUUUCCUUAGUAGAAGAUAAAAAUAGAUGAUAGCAUAGUUGAAUAAAUAUAUCAGGCUAUAUUUUGGGGAAGCAGAGCACAAAAAAAGAGUAAGAAUAGUAAGCCAAUUAAAUUGAGGGCAUUAGUUAAGAAAAAGAGAAGUAAAUAAAACUAAAUCUAGUUUUCACCAAUACUUUCACUGUAUCCACACCUUUCUAUCUUUGCAAAUUAUCCUUAUUUCCACCAUGUCCACACACCUGUUCAUGUAUUGCUUUUUGUGUCAUAUUCCUUUCUGCAUGAUACAGUCUAUUUAAAAUUCAUUGCAAAUCACUUAGAUUCUCCAGCAACAGCCCAGAAUUUUUGGCAUAUAAAAAUAAAUAUAUACAGUGGUACCUCGGGAUACGAACGCCUCUACUAACGAACUUUUCGGGUUACGACC